Messenger RNA from Brassica napus (rape), 1113 nucleotides. RefSeq lists its product as uncharacterized. The record is from RefSeq and is a predicted model, not a curated record. Bases 1 to 1113 code for a protein of 370 amino acids. NCBI's taxonomy places the organism in Eukaryota, Viridiplantae, Streptophyta, Magnoliopsida, Brassicales, Brassicaceae. Gene Ontology annotation, molecular function: RNA-DNA hybrid ribonuclease activity; nucleic acid binding. The transcript has a single exon.
AUGAAUUGGAACAAAAGCAGGAUUGAAGAGCUCUUACCUAAUCUCUCGACACAAAUCCAAUGCUUACGUCCAGGCCAUCCAGAAACGGAAGAUAUCUUCAUCUGGCAGCCGCUUCCAUCGGGUGUAUACUCAGCAAGAUCGGGCUACUGCACUGCAGUAUCACAAAAACAGACAUCAUGCUCAACACAAACCUUUGACUGGAUACGAGAUGUGUGGAAACAAGAAUGCUCACCAAAAAUGAAAGUCUUUCCAUGGUCGAUCAUCCAGAAAGCACUUCCACUAGGCGAAAAUCUACAGAGCAGAGGAGCAAGGUCAGAGGUAGUGUGCGUCGAAUGUAAGGAACAAGAAACGGCGAUUCAUACCUUCUUUAUAUGCCCAUUCGCAUGUGAAGUGUGGGAUAAAGUCCCUUUGAAAAAUGUAGUUCACAUAGCUACAGGAGAUAACAUUAAAGAGGUAAUAGCCGCAUUCAGAACCGCUUGCUGCCUCCCACCGACAGGUAUAUCCAGAACGAUUCUUCCCUGGAUUGUUUGGUCACUAUGGACAGCAAGGAAUCUACAUAUCUUUGAGAACAGAGUCUUAUCAGUAGAGGAAGUGGCAACGAAAGGUCUAAGCCUAGCUAGAGAGUGGAUCAACGCACAAGGAACGGUACAAGGAGUCAGAGAAGAAAUACCUAGAUCAAUCAAGAGUAAAACUCCUCAGGCGAAUCCACUCCUUGUCAGCACAUGCAGAUCUGACGCUGCUUGGGAUAAAUUGUCAAAAAGGGCGGGACUUGCUUGGAGCAUAACAGGAGGAACACUGAGAAUCGACAGACAGGGAAGCCUCACUGAGAAUCAUGUCUCUUCUCCGAUCGUCGCAGAAGCCCUAGCUCUCCGAUCGGGUCUCAUCGCCGCGGUAGAACUUGAAAUCCCACGGAUCAGAAUGUUCUAUGACAACUCAACGCUCAUCCGAGCCAUCAACUUCGACAUGCAGGCCAAGGAAAUCUUCGGAAUCAUCCGUGAUAUCCAUCGAAUCUCCUCUGCGUUCAUCGAAAUUUCUUUUCAUCAUCUAUCUCGUGAUCUGAUCAAAGAUGUCGAUCAGAUUGCCAAAAGGACCCUACGCGGCCCAGUUGUUUAA